Molecule: messenger RNA, 1672 nt
Organism: Colias croceus (clouded yellow)
Lineage: Eukaryota; Metazoa; Arthropoda; Insecta; Lepidoptera; Pieridae
Product: tektin-4-like
Exons: 1
Coding region: 43-1560 (505 amino acids)
Biological process (GO): cilium movement involved in cell motility; cilium assembly
Cellular component (GO): microtubule cytoskeleton; nucleus
Source: RefSeq, a predicted model, not a curated record
UGUUUUUGUAUUUUUUUAUACACAUUUGAUAUUCUAUUUAAAAUGACUACGUUAACCACGUUUCCUGAAGACGACAGAUGUCCCAAAGUGUGUACCGAUAUAGGAGCAUUUAAAAAAGCAGAUAAAACGCCGGAGCAAGCGCUAGAAGAGGUAAAAACAGCCGCUGAAGAAAAGGCCAAAGUUGAUACCAAAAUCGAACCACCAACACAAGCUGCACAACCACAAAACCCACCAGAAGUCAUGAGACCACCGCCUUCAGGCGACGAAUACCUACCAAACCUUAGACCUGGGCAAGAUGGUAAGGUAGACUGGACGCCCCUUGGCGGUAUGACAGGGACUAGACCAGGCGUUAAUAAAUACAGCAUAAGUAGAUAUUCACUUAGCGAAUGGCGAAAACAUAACGAACACGUACUCGAUCCAGAAAUACUAACCGAAUCUAAUAUUGUUGAAUACAACGCAAAAACUUCAAUGAUGCAAGCAUUUGGAAAUAUAGAUAAACAGCAGAGCGAAAAUGCUAAAAGGUUAAAACAGAAGGCAAGAGAUAUCUUCAGAUGGAAAGUGGAAGUCGAGAAGGCUUGUAAAGCGAUUACUGAUGAAGUGGAACAAUUAGAAAUUGAACGACAGCGCUUGAAAGGCGCUUCAAGAGUUCUUAUGUUACCAGAAUCGAUAUCUAAAGAGUGCUUAGAUCUUCGCUCCAAUCGGUUCGAACCAGAUUUAGUUGCAGAUCUUGCUGAACAAGAAUUAAUCAAAGAAAUGAACCUCGUAAGCGAAGUUAGAGCAACGCUUAAAAAUACGCUUAAUCAAAUAGAAGAACAAUUGGCUAUUAACAAAGCAGCUAAACAUCGCAUUGAAUUUGAUUGGUGCGAUAAAACCAUGGCUUAUAAUACAGAAACUACAAAUUUAGGUCUUAAUACCAAAUCAAACACAAUUUUAUUUCGACCUGGAUCAACUCGUUUCGGUGAUUUUACAGCACCUCUUGAAUAUUGGGAAUUCUUCUGUAGAGAAAAUGUACAAAACUGCGAAGCGGCUAGACAAAAGUCAGCUGAUUUACGUGGAAGCCUUAACGCUAUUUUAGUAAAUGGCGGUAGGAAACUAAGAAAUCAAGCUGACAAAACUGAUAUUGCUCUAGCCGAAACCGUAGCUAUAACACAAGAACUCUGUACCAAACUUGAAGAAACACUUCGCAAUACACUACAGAGAAUAGCCGAUACAGAAUCAUUGAUCGACAAUUUACAUGAUUCUAUACGUAAAAUGGAUGCGGCAAUGAAACUAGCGCAAACUAGACUAGACAAUAGAAACAAUUGGAGACCUCACGGUGAAAAUGUUCGUGAUCAACCACAUCUGGGUUUGAUAGAAGAAGUAAAGAAGAUUCACGAGACUGUCACUUCUUUAUUGGGUCAGGUAAGAAACGCUGAAAGAGUGAGACAGGAUCUCUUGAACAAAAGAAUCGAAUUGGAAAGGGAUAUAGCAUCGAAAAGAAAAACUUUAAACAUUGAUAGAGAUCGGUGUGGAAUGGUGAGGUCACAUUACCCAUCUGCUUCUGAAUUAGCCGGAUAUUAAAGCUUAUAGUUUCCUGGACCAUAAUGUAAUGCAAUCUUAAAUCAUAAAUCUUCAUAUGUAUGCAAAUUUGCACCAUUAUUGUCUACUCCUAAAUUAAAGUGGUCGUAAUGUU